GAUAUUGACAAAGGAUUUCGAAGUAAAUGACUAUGUUGUUCCAAGAUUUAGCGUACAGAUAACUUUACAAAAAAGAAUUCAGCAGACCAUGUAUUCUUUCGAAUUAUCUGUAAAGGCAAGAUUCACGUUCAACAACGACGUUCUUGGUAAUUGUACAAUUCAAAUCUACAACAAAAACCAGCUCACCAAUUUCGUUGAAUAUUGGAAACAGAUUAGAGGAGAAGUAAACUUUACCAUUCCAAUGGCGGACUUGAGAAGAAAUCUAGACUUUUACAACCCAAUAAUAGUUCGUGCCAUGGUGACUGAUAAUGCAUCUGCUCUCACUAUCGCUGCAGAAGAAGAUUUUAAAUUUAGUUCAGAUUCAAACUCGUCUUCAUCUUUUACACCACAUCAGACUAUUACUAUUACAAAGACAGAUAAACGAGACACGUUCGUGCCUGGGUUAACAUAUCAUACAUCGAUAUUUGUUGGCUAUGGUGAUGAACCAGUACGUACGUCGGGAACUAUCAACGUGGUACCCACAGUGACUACCGCUGAAGUAAAACAAUGUAAUCUCAAUAACCCACCAACAAAAUGGCUUGACAUACAGACUACUGUCAUGAAAAACUUCACUGUUACGUUUGACGAGUCCGGAUAUGGCGCUUUAAAUUUCCCUGUUAGCGUUCACACUGAUAAAAUACAAUUCGAGUUAAACUAUGGGUGGACAAACUCGUAUAUGGAGCUUUACUCUGUCUCAAGCCACCCAGUUCCAUUGUUGCGGAUGAAUGCCAAACAGAUUCACGCUCGAGUUGGGGAAAAUGUUACCAUAAUGACAGAAGCAACUGAAAAGCUCACUGGUUUGAUAUCAUACGAGAUUUAUGCUCGAGGAAUAUUGCGGCAGACUUUCUUGAAUCGCCUGGUGAAUAAUACGAAACGGUCUUACUUAGAUUUGAAGAUAACUGGAGAUUUGGUGCCUCAAGCAUACGUUGUUGCUACACAUCUUACUAGAGCUGGACACCUGCUCUCAGAUUAUAUUAUGCUUAAAGUGGACGGAUCGCCUUGUAAAAACAAGGUCUCCGUCACAUAUAAUGCAACUUCCCUGGAACCUAGACAAAAGUUGAAAAUAGACCUUCGUGCUGACCCAAACUCAACAGUUUAUCUGAUGUUUGAAGAUGAAAAGAAUAGACUGAUAGGAACAGAGAACGAUGUUUUCCUGGAUGAG
Molecule: messenger RNA, 1201 nt
Organism: Ruditapes philippinarum (Manila clam)
Lineage: Eukaryota; Metazoa; Mollusca; Bivalvia; Venerida; Veneridae
Exons: 9
Source: RefSeq, a predicted model, not a curated record